Messenger RNA from Akanthomyces muscarius, 645 nucleotides. RefSeq lists its product as uncharacterized. NCBI's taxonomy places the organism in Eukaryota, Fungi, Ascomycota, Sordariomycetes, Hypocreales, Cordycipitaceae. The record is from RefSeq and is a predicted model, not a curated record. The transcript is spliced from 2 exons. Gene Ontology annotation, cellular component: TRAPPII protein complex; TRAPPI protein complex; TRAPPIII protein complex. The coding region runs from base 1 to 645 and encodes 214 amino acids. Gene Ontology annotation, biological process: endoplasmic reticulum to Golgi vesicle-mediated transport.
AUGUCGAGCACACAACCAGGCGCGCAGGCGGUCACCAAGGAAUCCGGUCUGCGGCUGCCCAGCAAUGGCAAGACUAUCUACAGCCGCCCGCUGAACCGCUCCAAAGGGGGGGAGAUGAGCCAGGCCAGCUUUGCGUACCUGUUCGGUGAAAUGGUGACGUAUGCGCAGCGCCGUGUCAAGGGGAUCCAAGAGCUUGAGCAGAGGCUAAAUCUUCAGGGCCACUCCAUCGGCCUCAAGCUCCUCGACCUUCUCCUCUACCGCGAGCCCGCGCGCACGCAGCUGCGACCGCUGAACAUCAUUGCCUUACUUCACUUUAUCAAGCAAAAUGCUUGGACGCACCUGUUUGGACGGCAGGCCGACCGCCUCGAGAAGAGCAACAACCCGGACACGCCCGAGGAGUACAUGAUUAUCGACAAUGAGCCGCUCGUAAACCAGUACAUCUCGGUACCGCGAGAGAUGAGCCAGCUGAACUGCGCGGCAUUCGCAGCGGGCGUCAUUGAAGGCGUGUGCGACGGCGCGGAUUUUCCGGCGAAAGUAACGGCUCACACGGUCGCCGAGGGUGAAAUGUGGCCAGGCAAGACGGUGUUUCUGGUCAAGUUUGCGCCAGAGGUGGUCGAACGAGAGGCAUUCCUGGGGAAGAAUUAA